AUGAUACACUACUCACAUGAAGACUUUCAAGGUGGUCGCCAAGGGAUCAACCAGACGUUUGAGCGUUUACGUUCAGAGUUCUACAGGAUUGGGAUGUACACCGAUGUACAGAAGUUUCCAAGGGGCGACCACCGGUCCUCGGUCCGUCACCUGGAAAUUUCGAACCGAGAUAUUCGUUCGAGGUGGUCUCUAUGGAUUUCGUCACUGAGCUACCUGAGUCCGAUCGUGGAAAUACCUACUUGUUGUUGUUCCAAGAAUAUCUACUUGUUGCUGUUCCAAGAUCAAUUCUCAAGAUACGUCAUGUGUAAACCCAUGCAGAAUACCGAAGCCCAAGAUGUUGCUGAGGCAUAUGAAGAGAGCGUAUUCAGAAGAUUUGGGGCGGGUUCAAUGAUCAGACAUGACCAGGAGCCUCGCUUCAUGAGCAAGGUCUUCGCUAGAUUCAGAGACCUUCUGAAAAGUAAGCAACGUGCGACGCUAGGAUACCGUCCUCCGGCCAAUGGGCAGCAAGAACGCUCAGUCCAAACUGUGAUGCGAAGCGUCAGAGCGUAUGUCACUGAAGUUGACCAUAGUGACUGGGACGAGCAUGCAGAACGUCUCGUGUUUGCUCGGAAUAGCUCGUUCGACGUUGCAAGAUUGGACACUCCGUUCUACCUGGUCCACGGGUGGGACGCCAGGGAACCAUAUCCGCCAUGCUGGGCCCGAAGCCAUCCACAGUUCAAGAACGAACGGCUCUGGGGUGGCGUCGGAAGUUAUGCUCUUGCGUGCGCUGAAGACUUGCAAAAGAAGGCAAAGCGUGUGAGAUCUGCUGUACAGACCCGUAAGUGGAGAGCACCCUCAGAUCGUGUAAAGGCAGGUUUCGAGGACGGUGAUUCUGUAUGGUUGUAUAUUCCCAAAGUCCGCACAGAAUUGAGCCGCAAGCUGGCUCACCUGUGGCAGGGUCCCUUCCGAAUCGACGAAAUUCAUGAUGACUUCAGAAUCAAGCUCAAGAUCCCAGGCACAGGCUACUGUGUGAACCCCCGCCUCAAACCGAGAGCUCUGUUUCCUAAGCGACCGACUUCAGAGAUACAAGUCUCGGAAGAGAAUGAUUUUGACGCAGCUUUGCUACCCAAAGAUAGUUGGGAACCAGGCACUGCCCAGGAUGAGUACGAGGUUGAAGAGAUCCUAGAUCGCCGGCGGAUUAAACGUACUAGGACCUCCAAGCGUUCUCGAGAAUAUCUGAUCAUGUGCAAAGGAUUUACGAACCCAGAGAGGAUACCUCUAGCCCAACUUAAUUGUGGGGCAUUGCUAUACGAGUUCGACCAGGGUGCUAAGGCGAGACCGCGUUUCCAAGCUAUGCAAGCUGGAGACGUUCAUCCUAAGAACUAA
Messenger RNA from Phytophthora megakarya, 1365 nucleotides. The record is from the annotation of a GenBank genome assembly. NCBI's taxonomy places the organism in Eukaryota, Oomycota, Peronosporomycetes, Peronosporales, Peronosporaceae.